This is a messenger RNA of Oryza sativa Japonica Group (Japanese rice), 5019 nucleotides long. NCBI's taxonomy places the organism in Eukaryota, Viridiplantae, Streptophyta, Magnoliopsida, Poales, Poaceae. The record is from RefSeq and is a predicted model, not a curated record.
AAUUUUGUUUCAUUUUUUUAUUUCCUAGGAAAUCUGCACCUUUUUUUUUUGUUGGAUCUACGAUAUUUCCUAUCUUGACACAUUUGAACUACUGAAGCAAUAUAUGAAACAUGGAAACAUCAUUGUUCAUUGAGCUUUUAUUCCCAUUAUCGAAACAAAACCAUUGUGAUUCUCUGAUUGAAAUUUUGUUGGUAAUAGCUUAGCACUAAUAAUUCGCACCAGUCAGAGAAGGCACCUUUAGUUGGGCAAAGAAUGAAGCACAUGUAUUUGAUACUUAUAUCAACCAUCAAAUGUUCUGUCAGACAAAUCCAAUAGCAGGAAAUAUUGAAGAAAAAAAAAUCCAAUACCAGGAAAUAUUCUUGCCACAUAACAGUUUGUAUGUUUCGUUCAAAGAAAAAAAAAGAAGAGUUUUUCCAUCUACUGAUUCUCCAAGGGAGAGCAGCGACCCCAUUAGUUUCUUGAUAGAUUUAUUUGACAUAGGUACAUUGGAAUUUCUGUGUCAUGUACAAACUUCACAGCAUGUAUGAUAAUUUUAUGGCGUAGUUGUGGCCGAGAUUCAUGGGCUAGAAGAGCAGAACACUGAUUGCAAUGUUCCAACAAACUGUGACCAAAAAUAUUGAGAAGUCCCGAGUCAACACAUUGUGAUAAGCUAAUCUAAAAGUGAAGGUUGAUGCUGAUGCAGCCACCUGAGAUUAUUUAGUUUUUUUAACUAUAGAUGUUACCCCCUCCCAUUUCUAUUAAAGAAACAGAUAUGUUUACAGCAGAACAUCUGAGAUUAUUUUGUUGGAAGUGGAAAGUGACGCGGCAACUUCCUAGUGCAGUGCAGAGAUGGUUUAUUUCAGUACAAUUUAACUUGCGUCAACAGUUUUGUUUGAAAUCAGUUUUGUUUAGUUGUUAGGAGAUGGCAUAUUCUUAGAUAUCUCCACAAUAUGGAUGGAGACAACAAUCAGUUCGCUUGAAAUUUGAUCCCCUUUUCGUUGUUGACUAAGAUUCUUGAUAAUCUAAUACGUGGCUGCUCGCGUGAGGUGUCCUGCAUCCACAUUGCUGUCAGGAUUAGGAAAGCCAUUGAGUAGGGUUAGAAAAUAGAUUGUAUUAAUUAAAAAUGGCUCAAUAUGUGUAUAUAUUGAGCUCUGUGCCACCAUUCCAUUUCAUCAAUCUACUUGGUUCUGAACAGGAUCGGAGAAGUUGCAUACUAAUUAAAGCCAGAAGCACUACUCGUUCAGCCUUGAUGGCUGUGGUUCUGGAGGCCUUGGCAUCCAACCUGAGCAAUGUGCUUGCCAAGAUGGCGAGGAAGGAGGUGGGCAUGCUGCUUGGUAUCUCUGACAAGAUCGACAGCCUCCGCGUCAGGCUUGAUGGGCUCAAGGAGUUCCUCGCCGACGCGGAGCGGAGGCGCAUCACCGAUCUGCACGUGCAGGGUUGGGUGAAGGAGCUCAAGGAUGCCAUGUACGAUGCCACGGACAUCCUGGAGCUGUGUCAGCUCAAAGCCAUGGAUCAGGACAGUAGGCGCAGCAACAACCCGUCGCUACUCUCCCUGCGGAAUCCCUUGAACGCCCACCACAUUGGAAGCCGCAUCAUGGCGCUGAACCAGCGGCUUGAUGGCAUCAAGCAGCGUGCCGAGCAAUUCAGCUUCAUCAAGCUCGAUCGCUACGGUGACUGCAGCAGGACAGCUCAAGGCCAUGGCUUACGCCGGACAACACCAGAGCUUGAUCGGUCAGGCGUUGUCGGGAAUAAGAUCGAGCAAGAUACAAGGAGACUGGUGGAGUUGCUAACGAGGGAGGAGGAAGAGGCAAGUGCGGCGAGUAUCAGCAGCAACGUCAGGGUCGUUGCCAUCGUCGGUGUUGGAGGUAUUGGUAAAACUACCCUCGCACAGAACAUCUUCAACCACCAGGACAUCAAGGAGAAGUUCGACAAAAUAAUAUGGCUGAGCAUUAACCAGGAAUUCAGUGAUCCUGAGCUGGUGAGGACGGCCAUCACUGGUGCCGGUGGUGAGCACAGUGGGCAUCAAGAACUGUCCCUGCUUCAGCCAAUCCUUCGAGAAGCAAUAUCUGGAAAGAAAAUCUUUUUGGUGAUGGAUGAUAUGUGGAGCGUCCAUGCUUGGAACAAUUCAUUAAGAAUCCCUUUAGUUAACUCGGCUGCUCAAGGCAGCUGGGUUCUCAUCACCACCAGAGACGAAAGAGUUGCCCGAGAGAUGAAGGCCAUACAGCCGUACCACCGCGUGGACAUAUUAUCUCGGCAAGAUGCCUGGUUGUUACUCAAGAAACAGAUUGCUUCAACUUUGAAAGAUGAGUAUGCGAUUGAGAAGCUAAAGAGUACUGGCUUUAGAAUUUUAGAAAGAUGUGGUGGUUUACCGCUAGCUAUCAAAGCGAUUGCAGGGCUUUUGAACCACAAAGAGAUAAAUGAAAUUGAGUGGGGAAAGGUACUAAGAAGUCCUUCAUGGUUAGUGGAUGGAAUGCCUGAAGAGAUAAACCAUGCAAUAUAUUUAAGCUACGAUGACCUAGACCCUCAUUUGAAGCAAUGCCUUUUGUAUUGCUCACUCUUCCCUAAAUAUGGUAAACCCAAUAAACAUUUGAUUGUUGAAGUAUGGAUUAGUGAAGGUUUUGUUAAUGGAAAAUCAAAUGAACCGGAAGAACUAGGAAAGGAGUAUUACAAUGAGUUAAUCAUAAGGAACCUUUUACAGACAAUGCCCGGCGACAAUAAUAAUUGGACCAUGCAUGAUGUGGUUCGCUCAUUUUGUCGACAUGUGGCUAAAGAUGAAGCACUACCCUUUCAUAUGGAACAUCUUAGAGUCACUGACCUCGAUUCAAAUAGAUAUCGUUGGUUGUGCAUACAGAAUGAAUUAGAUUGGAGUGCAUGGCAAGAACAAAACUCAGUUAGAACGUUAUUUUUUUAUGGAAGUACUCAUAUCAAGUUGAAGGCCAAUGAUUUAUGCAGCAAAUUCUCAAACUUAAGGGUUCUGAGUAUAGUAUAUGCACAACUUGCUACUUUUGAUUCUCUAUGCCAAUUGAAGAACUUGAGGCACUUGUACUUUUCCCGUACUGACAUACGUAGCCUGCCAGAUGGCAUCGGCAAGAUGAAAUUCUUGGAGUACAUUGGGAUUACAUGCUGUGAACAAAUACAACAACUUCCUGGUAGCAUUAUAAAACUAGAGCGGCUAAGAUCUCUUAACCUUAUGGGCACAAACAUAAAAAGUAUACCUAGGGGUUUUGGUCGCCUUACAAGUUUGAGAACAUUAUACUCGUUUCCAGCUCAGAUGGGUAGCAGUUCAUCAAAAGAUGAGUGGUGUAGUUUGGAGGAGCUGGGACCUCUUUCUCAGCUCAGGGAUCUCCAUAUAAAGGGUUUGGAGAAUGUAUCUGCCAGCUCUUCCGCUGCAAAGGCCAUGCUUGGUGCCAAGAAACAUCUUGCCAUAUGGUGGUUAGAGUGCACUGAUAGGCAGAGAGAUGAUGGAUUCUUGAAAGAGGAAGGAAUCAUUUCUAUAGACGAGCAGCGACGAAUCAAGGAGGUUUUUGAUGAGUUGUGCCCUUCAUACUGCUUAGAACAACUUUACAUCAGAGGAUAUUUUGGUUGGCAGCUCCCAAAGUGGAUGACAUCAAAAGCAUCUGUGAGGCUUGAUAGAUUGACGAGUCUUAAGUUGGAUGGCCUGCCUUGCUGCACCAAACUCCCUGAUGGCUUGUGUCAGCUUUCCUGUUUGAAGCUUCUACAGAUCAGGCGUGCCCCAGCCAUUGAGCGCAUCGGGCAUGAAUUCCUGCAGAUACAGCAACACAAUGGUGAUUGCCAUCCUUCCCGAGCAGCGGUUGCAUUUCCUAUAUUAGAGACGCUAGAGUUUACAGUAGUGCUGGAGUUGGAGGAAUGGGUGUGGGAGGAACACAUUCAAGCCAUGCCACUCCUGCAUGAGCUUACACUAGACAGGUGCAAAUUGCGACAACUUCCUCUUGGACUUGCUGAGAACAUGCCAGGGCUUUGAGUGUUCUCAAAUUGUUCAUGGUCCAUAACCUCAAGUCUUUACAGAAUUUGCCUUCAGUUGUGGAGCUUCACCUGUAUAAAAACCCUGACAUGGAGAGCAUCAGAGGUGUCCCAAAACUGCAAGUGCUUAGCAUUAAUUACUGCCCAAAGCUCAAACUAUUGGAGGGAAUACCUGCGCUGCAAAAGCUCUAUCUGCUAGACUUCAGCAUGAAAACACUCCCAGGAUAUCUACAAGAUGUAAAGCCAAAGAGUUUGGUGCUGGACUGUAGUUUGCCACUGCUUGGUAACAUAUCAAUGGGGGCCUCUUGCUCUGACUGGGACAAGAUCAGCCAUAUCCAGCAAAUCAGUGGAUAUGCAGGUGAAAUGCGCAUCAGGAGAAGGUGGUAUGUGUUUUACACACGGGAGCCCUUCAAAUUGGACACAAAUAUCGUCUGCUCUUCCAUAUCUAGAGGCAUUAUCGAUGGUUUGUUGAAGGACAAAGAGAGGCGCGCCAAGGAGUUGAGGAUGGUGAAGCUUCUGUGUGCCCUCCUCGCCGUCGUUGGAUUUGUUUCCAUUCUGCCACAUUGUUAUGGAUUAUUGUUGUAAGAUAAGACGACGUUGCCGCCGACGGAUCUCGCCGGGCUGCGUAGGCUCCUUGCCACCGCCUCGCCACAGUGAGGCGUAGAGAUCAGCACUAGAAGAGAAGACGUACGGGAACAACUGUGGAGGCCAUGCAGCCACCGCCGUGGUCUCCCACAUCGCCGUUUGGUUUCUCUGUAGCUCACCGGCAUGACAUCUUCACUGGCUGCCUCCUCCCCACGCAGCAGCUGUUAGCCCAAUCUGCCUCCGAUCCUUGUCAUUGUCAUUACCUGUGAUUAUUAAUUGUUGAUUGAUCUGAUAUCCGCCUGGUCUGGGAUAUGGCCUCUAGCGUUACUCGCUUGUCGUGCUUCCUGAUUGUUGAUGUAAUUUCUGAUUUGUAGGGAUGCCUAAUUGUGAGGUUGAUGAUGUUAUGUUAUCAGUGAAUAAUUCUUUUAUGAAUACUCAUUCAUCGUAACAAUACACGAGUAAAAUUUAUUUUUA